This is a messenger RNA of Penicillium arizonense, 1227 nucleotides long. Its product is annotated as DUF3431 domain-containing protein. The transcript has 3 exons. NCBI's taxonomy places the organism in Eukaryota, Fungi, Ascomycota, Eurotiomycetes, Eurotiales, Aspergillaceae. Bases 1 to 1227 code for a protein of 408 amino acids. The record is from RefSeq and is a predicted model, not a curated record.
AUGAGGACUACCCUACGAGUGGCGAUUGCCAUUGCUGUGGUGUUCACCGUGUUACUGGUGAAGAGCCAUCUUGAUUCGAUUCCGCAAUGGCAGGCUCCGGGUCGGAAACAAGCUUCGACUAGGGAUUACUAUGUGCUCGAUGAAUCCGACGCUUAUAUUGAGAUGGUCUCGGCUGAUACCACGACCUCGGCUUCGCAGAACCCGACUCGGCAUAAAUGGACACCAACCGGCCGACCAACGCCUCCGGUGGUGCCGGACAAGGUCGUACCGAAACAGAUCCCUGUGCGAGUUCCUGGCGCGGAAUGGGCUGGCCAGGAUUUUCCGUUUUUGAAGAAUUGGAAUUCGAAAACGAAUCCGAAGAAAUUGACGGAUUCGCAAAAGUCCCAUGGUCAGCAACUCGGUCCGAUUCAGCAUGGGAAUGUACAGAAGCUCGCGCCUUCGUCCACUGCGCCGCCUCCGCCCAAGGUUACCCCGAAACCGGAUCGGAUAAUUGUUCUGGGGAAGAUGUCGUACGAGGAUACCGAUUGGUUAGAGGACCAGUUGCCAGAAUGGCAGCAUGCGGUCUAUAUCGUCGAUGACCCGGAAGCGACUCGCACAGUCGAACAGAACAAAGGCAAAGAAAGCAACGUCUAUCUCCAAUACAUCCUCGACAAUUAUGACAAUAUGCCCGAGUAUAUGGUCUUCCUGCACGCCCAUCAAUAUAGCACCCACACCGAAUUCUGGGAACAAGACAACACCUUGACCGUCCAGAGGCUGCAACUCGACUACCUCAAACAAGCCGGAUAUCUCAACCUUCGCUGUGACUGGGGUCCAGGAUGUCCCGAUGAAGUCCAACCAUUCCGACAAAUGGCUGGCCGCACCACCGAGUUGGCGUUCGCGGGUGCUUGGAUUCGCAUUUUCAAUAGUACCGAUGUCCCUGAGAUUGUCGCUACGCCUUGCUGUGCUCAAUUUGCUGUCACGAGACAGCAGGUUCUCCAGCGGCCCCGCAGCGACUAUGAGCAUUAUCACCGCUGGCUUAUGACAACUGAGUUGGAUGAUGAGACUAGUGGUCGUGUCUUUGAGUACUUGUGGCACAUUAUCUUCGGGCAGGAUCCCGUGUUUUGUCCUGCAAAGGCACAGUGCUACCAAGAUGUCUAUAACAUGAAGUACGAGGAGCCGGACCCGCUUGCGGAUCCUUUUGAUGAUCUUUGGGGCAACUGGGAAGAUGAAUUUCCCAUGGAUCAAUAA